CGGGAACCGGAUAGUAGAAGUAUUGAACACAUUCGUGAGGAACACGUAUGUAACGAAUUCAUUGACUGAUUUCUAGAUCAACAGUUAUUGAUGGCGUUUUCUAGUCCAGAGUCACCUGUAGCACCACGUCGUGUGUUUAUAAACCGUGUUGAAAAUCCUAGCGAAGAACAUGAAGAGCUCAACAAAAUGGCGCACGGGGUUGCAGAGAGUAGGAGGUAAGCUGACUACGAACUCCCAUGGAAGUCGUGGCUGAAAUAAUUUAACGUUCUUCUUGAUAAAACUAUAACGAGACUAAGAGAGGGUGCCUAUGGAAACAGUAUACCGUAAGAACGAGCUUCACGCAAAAUCGGCCAGUGCUAGUUAUGAAUGGGAGGACAUCUAUUUUUCUCUUUCCGCAGCAGGUCAAAUUUAGUCUUGAGAAGGGGUUCGGGAAAAGGGGGGGGGGGGGGGGAGGGGUUCGAAUGUAUGCUUUUAUGUUUCCAGUUUAUGGUAAUGAAACGUGGAACGAUUUCAGAAUCUUGAAAGAUCUCACAGUUUAAUCCUGGAUAUGCUAUGUCAACCUAGUUGUAUUAGGCACCUAUCAUGUUCUCCUGCGACAUAAGUUGUACUGACAUGUUUGAGUGUGAGUAAAUAGGAUGAGGUCAUGAUUAAAGGGGCUGUCCUGGUGUACCGGUACACGGGGGAAUUCCUAUUGUUUUCAUAUCCAUACAUGGAGUUGUGAUGCAGUUCGUUAAUGUUUCGUUCCUUUGUGUACCGGUACACGAGGAUACAACUCAAUUAAAAAUCAUUAUUGUAACUUGAAUUAACAUUUAGAUAAAAUAUUAGUUUUUUAACUGCAUGAUAUAAUUUUACUAAAAUUUCAGAUUGCUACAAUUAACCCUUUAACUCCUAAGAUGCCAUUGGUAGUUCUUCCUUGUAAAUUAGAAAGGAAGACUUUGGUGUUAUAUUAAGAUUACACACUCUUGCUUGCCAACCUAUAUGCUAGAUCAGAUAUUGAAAUUACGAGUAGAAGUUACUUAAUGAUUUUAGAUAUAUGAAAUUCAAAUAUUUGCACUGCAGCAAAGAAACAAAUUUAAGAGAUCCUCACGGUUAAGAACACUACUGAACUAGUAGUUGAAAAUAGGACCUGAAAAAAUUCAGGCCUGUACAGGAUUUGAACCCAUGACCGCUGCGAUACUGGUGCAGCACUCUACCAACUAAGCUAACAAGCCAACUGGGAGCUGGUCAAUAUGUUGGGUCCAAAUAAACCAUCCAAGUGAUGAAUAAUGAUUUUAGAUAUAUGAAAUUCAUAUAUUUGCACUGCAGGUCCUAUUUUCAACUACUAGUUCAGUAGUGUUCUUAACUGCAAGGAUCUCUUAAAUUCAUACAAGUUACUGGUUUUAACUACGGGGAGUUCAAGGGUUGACAUCAUUUUCUUGCAAUUUCUUAAUUUUCACACCCAUGCAUAUUUGUCAUUUACAGUGCAGAUGUCUUCUCUAGCUAUACAUGUGGUUCAUUGUAUCAUGAGGAUAUUCAAAAUCAUCCAGGAGAUAUAGUAGAAGCUGGUUGUCUGGCGGUAAGUGUGUUUUUCCAGCUUUAGUUAGCAAAAUAACUCAAAGCAGUUUAUUUUUAACAGGGAAAUAGGUCUGCAUUGACUCAGUCUGUCAGUUGUUGCACUCCUUUUGGUUGUUGUUGUUAUUUUUUUUUUAGGGUGUGGAAAUUAAACCUCAAUUUGCAUUUCCAGCACCUUAAUUUGUCACUUAAUUUGAGGAACCUUUUGCUUAGCGUUGGUUAACAUUCUUAUACUCAAAUGUCUUCUACCUAUCAGGCUCAGCAGCUACCAAAGGCCAAGUAUAGAUUGUUUGAGUCACUCCCACAAGAUUUGAUAAAAACUGGUACUGUCUUUUGAUUUCAAUUUCUUUUUUGUAUGAGACAUUAUUUGAAAACAGAUGAUUAUUACAAUUAUUUACAUUUAACUUUUUUUAGGUAAACUGAGUGAUUUACAGCUAGAGGGUGUUUUAUAUGCUGUAAGUAUAUCUGUGACAUGAAGUGUAAUUCUAUGUUUGGAUUGUAUACUUAAAAAAUUACUGUUUCUCUAUCACAGCUGAAGACAGAAAUGUUCAUUUCUUCCGGGUUUUAUUCAGUUAUGUAGUGAAUAUAAUAGUAACAUACAUUUACAGAAUCAGACAGAGGGUUUCUAUUAACAAUUAUAGGAGGGUAAAGUGUGAGGAAAAUAUUCUGUUAAUAAAAAAUAGCUUAGACUGCAGAAAUUUAGCAGGUGGGUUAUGCUCAGCAGCUGAAGAAUUUAAAUAGGUGCCAUGUUCCAGAAAUCAAAAUAGGGCUUGGAAGGCUUUUUGUUUUGAAGGUGGGAAAAACUUUGACAAAAGCUGUGUUUCCUGUGUGUUUCUUCCUCUGUUGUAUUGUACAACUUUUCUCUUUCUCUGUGCUGAUAAAAUGUAUUGUUUAUUGCUCUUAAUGGUAUUUAGUGUCAGAGACAUCAGAUGAUCCUUGCCAAUGGACAAAGGGCGGGCUUCUUUAUCGGAGAUGGUGCUGGUGUUGGCAAAGGAAGACAGGUAAUCAUUUGCUUUGGUAUGUCUAAAUUGAACCACCUUCCCCAGCCUUUAACCCCAUUUUGCCAUGUGAAGUAUUAAAAAAUUUGCAUGACUUCACGUUUAGAACAAGUAUCAAAUAUAACAUUUCUCACUACAUGUUUGGAACAUUUCAUCUUUUCUCUAGGCUUCUGGUCUGUUUUUUUUAGAAAAUUAUGUUGAUUAUCAUAGUUGUUGAAGCUUAUUACUGUCCUAGAUCUCUGGAAUUUUGUUGGACAACUUUGCACGUGGAAGAUGCAAACAUGUGUGGUUUAGCAUCUCAACUGAUCUGAGAUUAGAUGCACAAAGGUUUGUCGUCAAAAAUUUUGUCAUGGUCACUCAAGGAAGUUGAUGAACCCUUUAACUCCCAGAAAUGAUUAACAUGUAACUUCUCCCAAAAGUAUCCAUACAUAAUCCAACAAAAAGGUAAUAAGAAUACACUAACUAAUCAGGCAGAAGAUGUUAUCUUGAUCUGACAACAAAUUCUCAUAACUAAUUAACAAGGUAUUGUGUUGUAGCAAGAGGGGAGAAUUAUCAAUCAGAUCUUGGGAGUGAAAGGGUUAAUGGUAUUUGGUGUUUAUCUAAGCUCUAGGCCAUUUUUUGGCCCCUCCUGGAAUAUUUACCCUUGUAGUGAUCUCAAUCGGAUAUUUUAAUUUCUUUGGUGGAUGUUUUAAAACACUGAUAAAAAAAUAUAUUUGUUUACUAAUAAAGUUGUCUGGAACAUUCUUGAUUCUUUAUUCAUAUAUGUGUAUACAGGGGUUGCAAUGUUUUCAAUAAGCAGCCACUGAUGAUGUGAUAGGCAGCUUUGCCCCCUUACCAUGGCAGGGUUAGACCACCAGUAACUGGCUUUUAUUGGAUCACUGCGUUUAGUGUCCAGUCCCUUUUGUUCAAAGUUAUGAUAUUAAAAAGAUGUCGUAGAAAACUCUGGUCUCUUGUUUUACAGAGAUUUAGAAGACAUUGGUUGCUAUGUUAAAGUUAUUGAUGGUUGUCAACAGCUUGACAAAGAGACGAGGUAAUUAACACCUCUGGCAGCAUUAAAAAUGUGAAACUGCUGGUGCUUUGCAGAAAUUCCUCUCUUAACUUUUGAUUGGUUACAUUGUGAUCAUGAAGUUUUUGUUUUUUUGAGUUUGAUGAAAUUGUGGAAAAAUAAUUUCUUAUACAUGGUAUUAUAUUUACAUAUUUCAGAGUAUUUGGUUUGCCUGCUGAUUUUAAAGAGGGUGUAGUUUUUAGUACCUAUGCCACAUUGGUAUCAUCUGUCCAGAAAGGUAUUUUUAUCAUAGUGUUGUGAGAAGCAGAUCUGUAAGUCAUCAACCCUUUAACCCCUAACAGUGACUAGUGUCUAGAUUAUCUUUAUGAUAUCACUCCUGAUGGUUGUAAUUACAAAUGCUGUACAUGAUCGUAUCAUUUCAGGGAAAAUGGUUUGUCAUAUUUCCUCAGGUACCAAUCGUCAGAGCAGACUACAGCAGUUGAUUGACUGGUGUGGUGGAGAACAUUUUAGUGGAUGCCUCAUAUUUGAUGAAUGCCACAAGGCAAAGCAUUUUGUACCAGUAAGUGAUUUGUAUAGGAUAAAUGUUGACCUGGUGAUCUUUGAUAGUUUUUUUUUUCAAAUAUUUCUUUUUUAUGUAUCAGUGACCUUAGAACAGGAUACAGGUAAUUUGCUCCAUCUACACAUUUGCAUAUUUAAGGUGGUCAUGCAGUGUGACACACCUGUUUACCUACAGCAUUUCUUUCUCAUUUGCACUCUGAGAGCCAUUUUGAUAUUAUUGGAUAAAUGGAUGAUUAUUGGCAAGUUAGUGCACCUGUUUUUUCUUUUCUUAUAGGGAAAGGAAGAAAAUAGCACAAAAAUAGCUCUGGCUGUCACUACUUUACAAAGGUAUUCAAAUGAAGAAAAAUUGAAUUGUAUCUUUCAUAUGGAGGUAGUUGUUGCAACUUUAGAAUCCAAAAAAUUUGUUUAAUAAAAGGGUUUUUGGCGUAUUACUGAGUACUACAAUUAUAUAACUCUGUGGUUGAUCACAUUGAUCACAGUUUUUUUUAAGUAGGAACAUAGAAUAUGCUGUUUUCUCCUUGAGUUCUGUGUGAAUGUUCUUAAUCAUACAUGUCAUCCUUUAGGCUACAUGUAGAUUCUAGAAAUUAUGAUUUCAUGAUUCAAUGUGUUUACAGGAUCCUUCCAAAAGCUCGUGUUGUGUACUGCAGUGCAACUGGAGUCACAGAUGUUAAGAAUAUGGUAUGUACUAUUUAUGUAUACUUGGGUUUUGUAGUUAACUUUGUGAUAAACUGCUAAUGUGAUGCAGAUGUGCAUUGCAAGAAUUGUUAAGCCAGCUGGGGUUGGUUUCAGACUUCAAUGCCAGGGGAGGGUCUGGUGCUGAGAAAAAAGAAUUAGAGUGUGGGGUAGGGUAGGUAAGAUGAUUGUGUGGAAGGGGAGGGGUAUGGGGUUAAACAUAGCAAAAGAGGGAAGGAUGGUUCAUCAGAGUUGAUAACGAAAAAAUUGAUGAAGAGGUAUAAUUUUUUUUUCAGGCAUUUAUGGAGCGACUUGGCCUUUGGGGAGAUGGAACUGCAUUUAAGUCCUUUGAUACUUUCCUUGGCAGCAUAACCAAGAGGGGAUUGGGUAAAAAUUUUCUGAAUUUUUCAGUUUGCUAUAACAAUUUGCCAUUGCUUACAUAUAUAAGCCUCUGGGAUUGAUGCAAUAAACUGACAGUUAGUUUGUAUUUGUAAACUGUCAUUUCCUGAUAGUGCCAACGUUUUACUUUAGGUGCUGCUGAGAUGUUAGCCAUGGAGAUGAAGGCUUCUGGAAUGUAUGUGUCAAGAGGUCUUAGUUUCAGACAAGCUGAGGUAUACCUUGAUAUUUACACUUACUGCACUAAGAAGAAAGAAGCAGCAAAUGAAAAGUUUGAUUUUUAUUUAGUGAUGUUUAUUUUUAAUUAGUGCAAAAUUUGGCAAAGCCCUAAUUAUGAAACAACCUUAAGUUGCUUGUUGUUGUAUGUAUUAUGGAGUGAGUGAUCCUAAACUAUCUGAAAUCUGCUCAAUUUUUGACGUCAUGAACUCCCUUUCACAAAUCAUCUAUGCAGCUUUAUUUUUUAUAUGUAUAAAGACUUAUAAAAAUUUAAAAAAAAAAAAAAAUUUUUUCUCACCAACUGAUAUGACUUGCUUUUAAUUUCCUAUUUAUUUUCAGUUUGUAAAUGUAGAGGCACCAUUAACACCAGACCAGGUUAAGAUCUAUGACACAGCAGUUCAUGUGUGGUGAGUAGUGAUCAAUUAAAAUUUUUACUCUUGAUGCAAAGAUUGCAUAACAUACAUGUAGAUCCAGAUGAGGAAAAGAAAUCCCAGGGCUCUGCUACUCGUCAUGUUUGGACCCAGAUCCCCGCGUCAGGAAGCUCACUUAUCCUUCUUAGAUUUUACCAUUUUUUUAAAGUUUUUUUUUUUUUUUUUAUACAAUACUUUCCUAAUUAUUUUAAAAGUCAUAGAUGGGGACUAUGAAUAUAAAAUUUUGGGAGAAAAACUGCUUAGGGAAGAAACACCUUUUCAAUGGGUCUGCAAACGCAGUUCACUUCGAUCAUUGUGGCAUAAAUGAGCGCGCGUCCUUAUUUUAUCCAUUAGUGUGCUUUUAUGCGCGGAUCUGUAUGCGUAAUUUGCUGUUUUUUUUUCUUAUGUUUCUUUUUAAUUCAAGGAAUGAGUUGAAGAAGUCACUGGAAUACGCCCUGGGUCGAACUAACACUGCAACUCCAAGGGUGUGGUCCAUAUUUUGGUCAAGUCAUCAGCGGUUCUACAAACAACUCUGGUAAAAAAAAAAUUGAAAUUAUUAUCGGGUAACUACAUGCUGUAGGCACUCUUGGGCUUUUCACUGCAUCCUGGGUUAGUUACUUUUUUCACUUAGAAUUUGAGGAGGAGGGCACCCAUAGGUAACUAGCCGAGAAAAACGGAAAGUAAACUCCUCUUUGUCCCAUGUGAUGGUAGGCGGAUACUGAAUUUCGUGUAUCGUGGUAUUAGCACCUGGGUCCCGCCUUUUAUGAAAACUGUUAGUCGAGUGUAUGCCACGAAAAAGCGCUUUUUUGUGGAUUGUGAAUGGUCCCGCAGUGCGAAAAAGUAAACACUUUAUUGUAUAGUCCUUGGUGUUCGGUAGAGGGGAAGCUUGCAUUAAAGGUCGAUAUGUUUUUGUAGCCGUGUCCAAGGAAAAACGAAAACCAACGGUACUAUUUCCUGACACGUGUAACUAAAAACAUUCUAGUUUUAUGCUGGACUAGCUUCGUUUCCGUUGUUAUUGUUUUUAUUUUACAUUUUGCACAGCAUGAGUAUGAAAGUUCCUCAGAUUGUGCGGGAGGUUCAGCAAGCGAUACAGGAUGGCUAUUGUGUCGUGAUUGGUCUACAGACAACUGGCGAGGUCUGUAUGAUUUCUGAGUUAUAUUACGUCUUUAUUAUUGGAGAAUUUUCAAAUGAAUAAAUCAAGUUAUCCGAGAUUGCAUUGACUUGCUUUACUACGCUCUGUGAUUGGUCUAAAUACCUCGCGCCACUCUCCCAACCAAUCAGACGCUAAAAUAAAACCAAUUGCGUCUUGGUCACUUGCAUUUUCCCGCGCUUCAAGUCGUGUGCUUGUAUUGACUUUGAGUUCUUAACGCCGCUGUAAUAUUUUCUUUGGCUCAAAGAGGCCGUUUUAAUAACUAUGGUUUUGGUUUCACGGCGCUCAACCGAAAACCCCUCAAGUACUAGUUUUGUUGAUUACUUUGCUUUGUACCAAACGUAGCCCUUACAAACUUACCUCAACGUUUUAUUUGCAAGAAAAAAAAUACAGUGCGGGAGUACUGUAAUAAUGCGAUCAUUUCCUAUUGUGUUCCAGAACUUCUAUAUUUUUCAAUGAAAUUGAGGCUUCCCUGACUGUUUCGUCUCAUUUUUGCUUUUUAUUUUGUACUUUAGGCAAGUUUAGAGAGUGAAAUAUCACGUGGUGGUGGCGUGCUUAAUAACUUUAUUUCCAGUACGGAAGAAAUCUUGACCAGGUUUAUCAUGCAAUAUUUUCCGACAAAGGUUACAAAAACGGUGAGUUAAUCUCAACGGUGUCACUUGAAGCUAUAAAUUGAAAUUCCUCACCAUUCCAUUUCUCUUGUAGGGAGGCAGCAGUUAAACACUAAACCUCUGAGUAGUUUUUGAUACCCGAGAUCGACACCUUUACUCUACUAUUUAUUUAUUAUUAUUUUUUUCAUUCGAAGAUUAAAUGUGUUAGAUUAAAUUGAUAAAUUGAAUCUUACUAGUUACACAUCCAUGUGCAGAUCUCCAUCCGCUUUUUGCCAGCUUGAAUUGUAGUUUGGGGUGCUGGGUUUGUUUGUUUGUUUGUUUGUUUUUCUUUCGAGUGAAGGGACACGAAAGGCAAAAUUGAAAAAUUUUGAAAUUUUGAAAUUUGAAGAUACGCAAAUUGUAACGCCGCUCAUUUACGACAUCUUCUUCAGUGGUCUCUUGUCAUACGAAUUAUUGCCUCAUUUAGAAUGGGAAUGUUGUGGAAGACAAGUGGAGUGUGCAAGCCAAGGAUCUGUUGCUCUCUUUUGUCAAGAAAAUUAAUCUUCCAAUAAGGUUUGUACGCUAGCCGUUUCCACUGAAGACUCAUUGGAACCUUGUAAUAGUUCGGCUUACCAUCGAGGCCUCCGGAACUCAACGAAAAAGCAUAGGAACUCGAAAUCUGACGGUUAAGGGUUCGAUUCCUUGUUGGGGAUUCAGAUUGUUUUCAAUGUCCCACUCUCGGGACAUAACGAUUUUAACGAUUUACGGUUUGCUUUCAUUUUAUACUGACAUCUUGUCUUUAUUUUUGCUGGCCAUGUUUCCCAUUUUUUCAACACUGAUUCAAUUAAUCCUUAAAAUCCUUAUGGUGACCAGGAUCUACUUUCCCCUUUCUGUGAUACUGUUAAAUUAUUCAUUUUGAUCAGGAGAAUUAGGGAAAUGAUCGUCGACCUUAGAAACCUUUUGUAAGAAGCUUGAUUGUGAAAGGAAUUCUCCUCAUCCGUAGGGUAGGAAAUGGAUGGGAAAGAGUAUGGAGAAUGUGCAUACUGAUAUUAGGGUGCAAAGGGUUAAGAAAUUGUUAUAUAAUUUUACCAGUCUCUUUUUAACCCCGAAAAGCCAGCUUCUCCUACUUCAAGGUUGAUUACAUUGUGUGAACGCGUCCAAACAAUUUCCUUCUUAUUCCAGUCCUCUAGAUGAUCUCAUAAAUCAAUUAGGAGGACCAAAGAAGGUUGCAGAAAUGACGGGCAGGCGCGGUCGCGUGGUAAAAACAGAGAAACAACUUCAUCCUCAUUACGAGGCUCGAGAGUCGGACAAUAGUAACGUGGACAGUUUGAAUAUCCAAGAGGUAAGAGAGCAGCCAGUCCCAGCUUCCCAUUGACCAAAACGUCAUGAUUGCUUCCUGAGGUGAAUUGCAAUAACGAUAAUGCUGCUAGUAAAGAUGAUGAUAUUGAUGAUUAGAAUGAUUAAUAACUGGUUGGACGAAAUACCAAAAAAAAAAGGAACAGCCGUCGGAAGGCAGUCUAUCACAACGUUUUUUUAUUUACUACGGUCUCGCUGCUCACAAUACUUCACCGGAUCGGAAGAAAUUUAGCACUAACUCGAGCAUAAAUGAACUCUUCUUGAAGUCCUUAAUACUGUGUAAAUACGCUCGGGAAAUAAUCAUCUCGUCUUCUCGCUACGCAAUUAAUAGUCAUUUUGUUCGUUUCUAAGGUUACACUUUUCAGUCUUUUCAACAAUAACAAUAUAGGGUUAUCAUCCAAAUGAGGACGAAAGUUUUAGAGGAUCACCGGCCUCUAGUGGUCUAUUCGCCUUUCUUGUAACACCCUCGACAGAAGUGCAAUUUUACACCCUUAUUUUAUUUUCAUAUUUUAGAGAAACAGCUUCAUGAAUGGAACCAAACUUGUGGCCAUCAUAUCAGAUGCAGCCAGCACAGGUAAGGAGAGUUGAUAUUUUAAGCUUGUCCCCCGUCAAUUAAGGUAUGUCGAGGAGUGAAUAUCAGCGUAAAAUUAUGAACUUGGGAAAAUUCUCUGGUAAAUGAAAUUAGCGAGAAAGCAAAACUCCCUUUUUUUUUCGGAAAAGGAAGGAAAGGAGAUUUGGGAUGUUUUUGUUUAAACUUAUUUGAGGUUACCAAAUAUGAUAUGAAAGUGAGAAAUAAAUGAAUUCUGCAAGUUGUACUUAAUUGUGAAAGUGAUCUUUCAACCAUGUAAAGAAUUCACAGUGUCUUCGUUAAAUUUUCGUUUACAGGUAUCUCGUUGCAUGCCGAUCUCCGAGCUGCCAAUCAGCGUCGCCGUGUUCACGUGACCAUUGAGCUGCCUUGGAGCGCUGAUAAAGCUGUGCAGCAGCUAGGCAGGUCACAUCGGUCGAACCAAUCAAGGUAUUGUAAAAUUGCCCUUCCAAAAGCCGGGUGGCAAAGUUUAAUUUUGCAUGUACGGCCAGGUUACUAAGGGGGCUUUAAAAUAGCAACGUCUAUAGUUGCUUUUUAGCGCAUUUACCAACAAUGUUGCAACUGCUAGAUAACUCUUGGAAAUCUGACAAUAGGUAAAUUCUUAGAUAUACUUUUUUCAUUGCGAUAUUUUUCGUUACUUCACAUGAAACUAGCUCCAGAGAGACACCAAGUCUGGUGAGGCAAUCGAUAAAUGUAUGUUUAAUGUUUUUCAGCGGACCAAUCUAUAAACUUGUUACUACCAACUUGGGCGGCGAGAGAAGAUUUGCAGCUGCUGUAGCUCGCAGGCUCCAAUCUCUAGGUAAAGUAUGAUAAAAGAACAGAAAAGUGUUACAGCGAGCAGCGGUCCUGACUUUUUGCUUUGAGAAGUAAUCUUCAAUUUAGAUAUUUCCUACAAGGAGAGGGGAAGGGCGGGGGAGGGAGAUUACCGAUUGCUCACUGGAUUCCCGAAGGAUAGGUCCAAGUGUGAGCCCUCUAGAGGGGGGGAGAGGAUGACCGUUGUUUUUCUUUUCGGGCAAGACACCUUCCCAUAAUGCCUUUCGUCACACGUGGGUAUAAAAGGACACUGGCGAACUAUCAUGGAGACCUGGCGAACGUCAGUUGAAAAAUGCUUUUUUUGUUUUAACCUACUGCGAUAAUAGACAAUUGCGGAGUCUCACUGUGUGAGCUUUUUUUCUGUCAGGCGCUCUUACAAAGGGAGACAGACGAGCAGCGACUGGUGCCGACUUGACUCAGUUUAAUUUUGACACUACCUAUGGCCGAUCUGCUCUCAGGAACAUGUACCAGUCUAUAACUUUGGUAUGCUGGAAAGAUUGCUGUAAACAAAUUGAUCCUUUUAGUUGCUGCGUUGAUUGUUGUUUUGUGGUUUGGUUUAUUCCUCUUUGAAUUUUAAAAAUUUUUUACUUUCAUCAUUAUUAAUUAUAUUAUUAAUAUUUUUAGUUUAGUUAUUGCUACUACCAUUGUGUUUUAAUUGUCACAUACUCUUUACUCAGCAAUCCAUCUGUCCAGGAGUGGCUUUAUCCAAGCUCCUUACUGCAGCACAACUUCCCGACAAAUAUGAAUUUACGGAGUUCAACGCGAUAGCCAGGGUACGUUUAUCGAGCCACGCAUUGUUUCUGGGGAUGAUUUGGAUGAUUGGGAUGAAAAGAAGAGUAGCUCUAGGCAAAGACAGACUGAUAGACAACAGACAGACAGACAGAUAGAUAAACAGACAGACACAGAUAGACGCACACACAGACAGACAGACAAAGAGAGACCACACAGAAAUAGAGAUGGAGACAAAUAGAAAAGAGGGACAAAUGAGGAGAUAGAUAUCUCUUGGUAGGGAAAUACAGAGACAGACUGAAAUAGAUGGACAAACGGAGAGGCAGGCAGCCGGGAAGGAAAAGACAGAUGGCCUGGCGAAAGUCAAUUUGUGUUUAUUAAUCUGAAUCCUCUUAAACAUCUCUUUUUUUUUCUAUUGGCCGUUGUGAUUAUUUUACGUUUACUUUUACGUCAUUGUAUGGAAAUGCACUCUAACCAUGCGCUGUCCUUGUGUUUUCGUGUUUGUUUUUUUUCCUGUCGUAGCAAUGUCUAAUAUCCAUGGGUUUAACUGACACCACUUUUGUGGUAAAAGACAAAGAGGCUACUGAUGUUGGACGAUUCUUAAAUCGUAUUUUGGGUCUAAGCGUUGAAAAACAGAAUUUGGUAAGCGUAGAUAGUGGCCUUUCUUUUUAAACAGAAAAAUGUUAUCAAGCGGCUGAAGUUUCGACAGAGUGAAAUUUCAUGAUUCAUCCCAAUAUAUGUUGGCAUUUACAGCAAAAGCUCAAGUUAAAUUUUUUCAUCCAGCAAAACUAAAUGUAAACUCUUUACUCCCGGAAUGAUGAAUAAAGGCAUCGAAAAGUCUUCUCUAAGAUGUCUGAAAUGUUUCGAUUCUGACCAUCGAAUGAGAAAAUCACAAAUAUUAUAUGGACUUUGUUGUCAUUCACUCCCAGGUCGGGAUGUCCUGAACCUGAUGAGAAAUAUUGAAUUUGAUAAACUUCUAGCAGGUUUAAAUAGUUAGCAUUACAGCCUAUAAACCUUAAAGAAAGUUUUGGACAAGACUAAUUAGUCUGAAUAAUCCAAAGUCUAAAACAUCCAGGCAUUUAUCCUAAGCUGAUUUUAAAAUACCUAUCUUUUUAUUUUAAUAUUUGAACUCUCUUAUUUACAGAUGUUUUCAUAUUUCUGUGAGUGUCUACAUGCUACGAUUGAAACUUCAAAACGCGAAGGAAGGUACAGUACGUAUGCUCUUCCUUAGUUUUUGGUCAAAGUGUAUUUUGUAUAUUCACUCUGCACUCUGAUGUUAUCACAUGGAAAAUAAUACACAGUGGAUAACCUUACGUAACUGGCGCCUUAUAAAGUGGAAUAUAAAGUGCGUUUCAGUUAAGCGUCGUAAAAAUCACGACCAAAAGAAAUCGCAAGGUCCAAUGAAUACAUAAAAAGUAAAAAACAUAAAAAAAACUUCUGAGAAGUUAAGAAAAAAAAACUAAACUUAAGCGCGGAACAACUUGGCUGAUAGAGACGCGAUCGAUUUUCAUUUUACCACUGAUUGGUGGUGAGGGUGUCGCAAGUUUUCUAGACCAAUCAAGGGGCAGGAAAGUAAAGCAGAAAGAAGACAAUUCUUCAAUUGCUUUGCACUCUUAUUUGGAAAUUAUUAUGUGCGGUAUCAUUCACGAAAAUUCUGCGUUAAAACUUUAAGAUGUAGGUCUUUUGCACCACAGGACAGUCAUGGAUCUACUUUAUUUGUUUACGCCGCUGGGUGGAUGGACUGUACUGCAGACACUACCUGAGUCACGUUUUCACCCUGAGUAAUAAUUUUGUUAACGUUGCGUGACGUUACAUAGGUAUAAUGAAGGCGUGACAGACGUAUCUGGGUCCUCAAUCACAAUGGUUCGCAGUCCUCAACCGGUUUUUACCGACUUCCGAAAAGGUGUCAUGGAAACGAAGUAAGUGGUGAACAGAGACGUGACUUGUUAUCUUGUUAAAUAUGGGAAUUGCGAUCGAGAUCAUGAAAGUUAAACUAGAAAACUUUCUAUAUGUUUUUCUCGAAAGGCACGUGACUCUAAACGUUGACCGUGGGAUAGACUGGGACACGGCCGUGAAGUUGUUUCAAGAGCAUGGCUCCAAUAACUUGGAUGGCUUUUACUGCUCUAAACGCGAACAAAGAGGACAGCGGCUGUUUUUGUUAGCGAUUCUGAAGGAGUCCUCAACACAUCUUUUUAACAUUACAAGGUAAACAGGGAUUAAAUAUUUAAGUAAUUUUCUGGUUCGGUAGCAUUCGAAUUUGUGGUGGCAAUGAUAACAGACAAAAAAAGAGUGAUGGAAGAGGGGCUCCGUGUAAAGAAGUCUUCCUUGUUGUUCUGUUCUCAGUCUUUUGUUGUUAUCAUUUUUAUUGUCGUAAGGGAAGAUAUCGCUGUCCUGUUCCCUUUUGUCUGGUGGGAUGUAAAAUUUCAUUUUCAUUGCUUUCAUUAAGGAAAUCACAAUCAAAGCAUUUUCCAACGAAAUUCGGUCAAAUGAAUCAUUUCACAGAACGUAAUUUGAUUACAUCCACUAAAGAUUUUAGAGCGUAAAAUGUGAUUGAAUAAAUAACUGAACAGGGAUGCCGCGUUCGGUCAGGCCGGCUUUUGUAGAGGGAGAAAAGAAAGAUAACAUUUCAUCUAAAAUUGCAGUGGAAGUGGAGCGAGGAGGCUAUGUGGGGGAAAUUUUGAAUUUACUUGUGAAACGGUAAACAAGAGAAUAUCAAUUGAUAUUCUCUUGAAUAACUUCAAUAAUAAUUUCAAUUGAUAUUCAAUCGUACGAUUGUUGCGUUUUGAAUUGCAGACCAAACACAGGCCGGUCGCCAUUUGAAGAAGAGAAGACUGAAUUGUUACAUAAGUAUAGAAAGAUUUCACUCCAAGAUGCAGGUGAAAAUGCAUUUUCUUAGAAUAACAAGAAAGAAAACUACUUUCAUUCAGUUUUCUACUUUGUAACCAGGCACAGCAGGCGAACACAAAAUCUUUGUUUCGCUCUGAGUUUUCUUUUGUCUCGUCUUUGGCAGAGGCCGGAUGGAAAUCGCAGCACGAAAGAACAAGAAAUAACUGCAUCCAUGGUUUAGGGUGUAAGAAUGGAUCGUCCUGUAAAAGUGAGUCUAACGAACCAUGAUAACUAUAAACCAUAGUCUAUGCCAGAAUGUUUCACGCGUACACAUUUACAUUUUGAGGGAAAUGCACAAGUUUUUACAUUCUGAGGGACUUGCUCGCCCAGCUCUUCUGGCUAGCUACUUCAUCAAGGUUGAACCACGGAUUGAUUGAUUGAUUUUAUUUUUUAUUGACUUAAAAGCUGGUUGUCGCAUAACUGAGAUCCAUUUGCUAUGCGGAGGAAUUAUUCCACUACUGUCUGCCUUGGAAAUGGCUAUGGAAAAACAUGCUGAUAAACUGGGACUCACGUGAGUAAAGUACUUUUGAAUUAACUCUACAAACAGUAAAUGAUUGGUUAUAUGUUCAUUUCCCCACUUUAGGAAUCAAAGACGCACGACUAUAUCUGCUAUUUUUUUUCUCGGUGCUUUGGUAAAAACUUCAGUGGGAUUCCUGGUUUAAGUCUUGGUUUUGCUUAAUGUGUAAUGUUUCACCCUUGUUUUUCCUCUCGACUCAUGAUUAUGUAUGACUUUGCCUGGAUUUUAUUGAAGUUCUUUUGGGUAAGUACAUGUGAUAGACUUGUUUAUCUCAUCCUGGCUAUAGACUUGUUUAUCUCAUUCUGGAUAAGGUCUUGUAAUAGUUAUAGGCUUAGGAGCUUUGAAACACUUUAGCUUGACUUACCUAUCUUACUCUCGCAGCAAGGACAAUCGCUCUUUGAGAGUAGUCCGCGUCGAACUGGAUAGUGGUCAGCGGCUUGUUGGUUUACGUUACCCAGAGCAACUUAUACCGGAAGUGACUUUGUUCCUGAAAGAGCAAAAACUAGUCGACGCUAUUUUGGUACGUUUCAUUCAAAUCUAUGUCAGUAUCUUAGCAACUGCGCACCUACCCCUCCCCUAACCCAACAACAGUCAACUGAUAACAAGCAAGGGUUAAUGUUGGGUUAGGGGAGGAGUAGGUGUGCAGUUGGUCAGAUACUGACAUUAAGCCUGUCAUUCUGCGGAACUGUAUUAUGUAGUAUGCUCGUUUGGUCGGCUUCUAAAUCUAUGCUAGCUCAAAUGAAGAUUUUAAAUAGUGAUUUUAAUCAAAGAUUAUGAUAUUUUUCGUUGAAAAAAAAAAAACAAAUGAUAACAAAUUUUGAUUCCAAACUGCAUUAGGUGUUAUUGCAAGAUGAAUCUGUAAAAUUGUUUUUAACCUUUGACUCCCAACAUCCAGUAAGUUUAUUUCCCAACUGACUGCCAUACAUUUCCUUUCAAUUUACACAAGAGAAUUUAGUGAUGACACCGAUUAGCUGAUUACCAUGUCUGUUCUCAUAACCUGUUUAAAGGAUAACAUUGGAAUCACAAUGAGAAGUUACAUGUUAAUUGUCCUGGGGUAGUAGUGUCGAUUUUUGACGUUGGCUAAUUUGAGUUCAUAGUAAAUGUAAGAUAAUAUUCAAAUAUUCCUCUCCCAGGAAAAACAACGAAGUGGUAUCUUAGAUUUGGCUGCUUCCUCGAAAGAAACGUCAAAUAACUGUUUAGGGUAUGAAGAAGCGGAAUCUCCAAUCAACCCGAGAACUUUAAGCAAGGCCACAACGCCUCUUGUUACAAUUAAAAAUUUCUUUAAACCUAAAUCUUUGGAGGAAAGACCCAAGGUCACAGGAAACGAAACAGAACCUGUUGAAGAGACAUGUGUUGAUAAAGGUCGUCAUGAAGGAGAAUGUAGAGCAUAUUUUAUUGAGGAUGAGAUCACAAACAGUCCGUGUCUGUCGAAUUCAAGUACUUCUAACGAACAGGAAAUGUCUGAUGAUAGAAUGAAAGAAGUAAAAUCAGGCUACUUUGUAUCAAAGGAGUCGAAAGGAGAGGACUUCUCAGAGAGUGGGACGUCCACUUCUGAUCCUGGUAGAAGUACGAACGUUGCGCACCAUAUUUCCACGCCCCGUUCAAAAGAGAACGUACAACUUAAGACGUCUGUGAAGAGAACUAACUCUGAAGCGACAUCACGGUCAAAUAAACGACAGAGACAGUCAAGUAUUUUAUCGUCGUUUGGGAAAGUGACAAAUAAACCUGCAGAAAAGACGAAGAAAAAAGAGAUUUUUUGUCCGAUUUGUGGCGUAAAGUUUGCGAAAGAAGUGAAAAAUGUUGAGAUAAAUGAUCACAUCGACGGCUGUCUUGCUACGUAAGAGCUUUUUUGUAACGUGAUUCUUAAGCUCAGGUUAUUUAAUGAACACAUGUACCAUCAGUUGAAGGGCCAGGAUUUCUUUUAAUGAGCAAGAUGAGGAUUAUAAAGUGACUCUCACUUCGAACUGACCUGCCCAUCCCUUUUUAUACUGAUGUGUUCCCAUAUCCGUGCUGUAUGUACCUUGUCGCCCACAUAGGUGUGC
Molecule: messenger RNA, 16476 nt
Organism: Pocillopora meandrina
Lineage: Eukaryota; Metazoa; Cnidaria; Anthozoa; Scleractinia; Pocilloporidae
Source: the annotation of a GenBank genome assembly